UUCAGUGUGCGCCGGAACGCCAUCGCGAGUGCAUCGCUGCAAAUCUAAAGCAAAUCAGUCGAAGUACCCAUCAACGGCGUGUGCGCGAGUGCGUGUUACGUAGUCGAUUACGCGAUCAAUUUGAAGCAUCAUCAUGUCCGAACUGAACACGCUGCUCUAUGGAGUGUUGACGUUCCUCAUAUUCGCUCCCUUCUUGCAGUGGUUGGUCAAGCGGAUACGCCAAAUUCAGAUCAUUGACCGGAUUCCGGGCCCCAAGGCGUACCCCCUAGUCGGGACCACUUACAUGUUCUUCGGGAAGAAACGACAUGAAAUAUUCUACGUCAUUGACGAGCGCACCCGUCGCUAUCCGGAAAUCCACCGGAUCUGGACCGGUAUGCGGCCGGAAGUGCGCAUCAGCAAGGCAGAAUAUGUGGAAGCUGUUAUUGGCGCUAGCAAACACAUCGAAAAAUCUCACGGCUACCUGUUCCUAUCGGAAUGGCUCGGCGAGGGAUUGCUAACAUCCAAAGGUGAGCGCUGGUUCAAGCAUCGGAAGCUGAUAACCCCCACAUUUCACUUCAACAUCUUGGAAGGCUUCUGUGAUGUGUUUUCCGAGCAGGGAUCGAUCAUGGCCGAGCUGCUGGAACCGUAUGCUGAUACCGGAAAGCCGGUCGACAUUUUCCCUUUCAUCACCAAAGCCGCCUUAGACAUCAUCUGCGAAACGGCCAUGGGGGUCAAGGUUAAUGCCCAAACGCAGGGAGAGAACGACUACGUAAAGGCGAUCUACGCGUUGAGUGAGCUGUUUCUGGAACGGUUGAUCAGGCCGUGGAUUCAUUCGGAUUUUAUGUUCAAACGAUCCAAGUAUGGAAAGGAACACAAGAAGGCAUUGGAUAUGGUGCAUAACUACACUAAAAAGGUCAUCCGUGAUCGGAAGGACACUCUGAAUCGGAAACAGCGACAAUCCGAUGACAGUCUGGCCCAGAAGAACGCUUCGGAUUCGAAGGGCGUUUACGGAGCAAAAAAGCGGCUCGCCUUUCUGGAUCUGCUGCUGCAGUGGAACGUGCAAAAUAAUCAACUCACCGACGACGACGUCCGCCAAGAGGUCGACACGUUUAUGUUCGAGGGCCACGAUACAACGACAGCCGGCAUGAGCUGGGCCCUGUUUCUGCUCGGGUUGCAUCCGGACGUGCAGGAUCUGGUGCACCAGGAAAUUGAUUCGAUUUUCGAUGGCUCCGAUCGUCCGGCCACGAUGAAGGACCUCGGCGAGAUGAAGCUUCUGGAACGCUGUCUGAAGGAAGCACUCCGACUCUAUCCGUCCGUGGCAUUUUUCGGACGUACGCUGAGCGAGGACGUCACUCUGGGUGGCUAUCACAUACCGCAGGGCACGCUGCUGGGAAUUCACGCGUAUCACGUGCACCGGGACGAACGAUUCUACCCGGAUCCUGAGAAAUUCGACCCGGACCGCUUUCUGCCGGAAAAUACCGAAAACCGGCACCCGUACGCAUACAUCCCGUUCAGUGCUGGGCCACGAAACUGCAUCGGACAGAAGUUUGCCAUCCUAGAGGAGAAAAGUGUACUGGCAGCGGUGCUCCGGAAGUACCGGAUCCGGUCGGCCAACACCCGGGAAGAGCAGCUCAUCAACGUCGAGCUGAUCACCCGGCCCAAGGAUGGCAUUCGGCUUUACCUGGAAAAAAGGAAAUGAAGUUGGAUAUCGGUGGAUAGUUUGUGA
Messenger RNA from Uranotaenia lowii, 1705 nucleotides. RefSeq names its product cytochrome P450 4C1-like. Gene Ontology annotation, molecular function: oxidoreductase activity, acting on paired donors, with incorporation or reduction of molecular oxygen; heme binding; iron ion binding. The transcript has 8 exons. Bases 134 to 1678 code for a protein of 514 amino acids. The record is from RefSeq and is a predicted model, not a curated record. Lineage: Eukaryota; Metazoa; Arthropoda; Insecta; Diptera; Culicidae.